AUGAAUAAUAACUUGAGAGAGCUAGACUCUUACUAUGGAGAUUUUACUAAAACCUUAUACGUGUCGAAAACUAGAGUAAAUGUCUUUAAAGUAGAAUUUACUCAAUGAAAAGAAGGCUGCCCAUAUCCAAAAUCAGCCAUAAUGAAAGAAUUUUUAAUCUAUAAACCAAAAUAUGAAGAAGAAGCAAAAUAUCUCCAUGAAGUUGGAAAUUACCAUAAAAACAUCGUGAAUAUCUACCACUACAUGAAUCAAGGUGGCAAAUUUCUCAUUUUUAUGGAAAUUUGCUCAAGCGGAAGCGUGGGAGACUUAAUUAAGCAAAGGCGGAGAAAUCAAGAAUAUUGGCCUGAAACUCAGCUUUUAGAGCAUUUUGUUAUCCUAACUGAAGUAAUGUCUGCUUUGCAUAGCAAAGGCAUAGUCCACAGAGACAUAAAACCAGACAACAUUUUUGUCGGAAAUAACGAGUAUCUAAAAGUUGGAGAUUUUGGAGCAGCAAAGUAUAUAAAAUAUGAAACUGUACCCAACACUGUAGUUGGCACUCAAUGCUAUAUGUCUCCAUUUUUAAGAAACCAGCACAAUGAAAAAAUCAUUAGAAGUGUUGAUAUAAUUCCUCAGAAAGAAGAGGUUUGGUCUUUAGGAAAAUCAUUUUACGAGAUGGCAACUUUGAACCUAUAUGAAAUUUUUUCUGAAAAUCAAACUGCAACAAUGGAGAAAGUUCAAAGGGAAUUAAAAAAUAUUGGUUAUAGUGAUUCGUUGAUUGGAAUUAUCACUAAAAUGCUGGUAUAUGACCUCAAUGCGAGGCCCUCAAUGAUUGAAAUUUAUCAAGAACUCAAAAAUCUUGAAGUAAACUUGGACCCUAAUUCUUUGUCAUCAGAAUUCACAAUCUUGCAUUCAUCUGAAAGAUCCCAGUCAAGCAAUAGCUCUAAAGAAUCAGGCAUAUCGAUGACUAAUAGCUUACAAGUGCUUCUUGUUGCCUAAAAUAGUCGUUCCAACUUGUGAUUUUUAAAGGUUCAUUAUCUAGAAAAUAAUCAUGCAAGGAAUUGCGAAAUAUGCAAAUAUAAAGAUGAAGAUUUUUUAAUUCAUGCAUGUGGAUGAAAGAUUGAUAAUUUAUAUUUUUUAGGCUGAAUAAAGACGCUGAUCGUAAUGGGAUUCAGAUUUAGUGAUAUUAAUUGCCAAGUUUGUAGUAAGAAUUUUUCAAAAGAAGUAUUUUUCUGCGAAACUCUAAGACCAUUAGUAUUGCCUGAAGACUUUUUUAAUUAG
Messenger RNA from Blepharisma stoltei, 1257 nucleotides. The record is from the annotation of a GenBank genome assembly. Lineage: Eukaryota; Ciliophora; Heterotrichea; Heterotrichida; Blepharismidae.